AUGAUAUACAGCGGGAAAUGCAAUGUUGUCGCUUUAGCGGACAUAUUUUUCAGCCAGAGCGUGAAUGAGGAGAGACCAAUACACUGUUUAUGCUCCAGAGCUUUUGUGCACGACAGAGAAUUAUACCGAUCUGAUUAUAAAUCGGCAACUGCUCCGACAGACGAUGGAUUUAAAGAGCUCAAAGAUGAUUGCAUGAACCACGUGGACGGGACUAGCAGCUCUGAGGAAGAGGAGGCUGAAUUUUUAGAUGAAGAGUCCAGACUCAUGGCCAGCAUGGGGCUACCAGUUCAGUUCAGCAGCUCGUCAGCAUGGCGGGAAACCAAAGAGAGGAAGAAAGGGAGUAGAAUCCAUUGGGAGGACAUCUCAGAGAGUGAUGAAUCCAGUCCCCUUGAGGAGAAUCAGACUGUUCCCAGUGCUGAGAGCCCAGAGGGGCCUGACAAUUCUGGGCAGGUCCCUGUUGAACAGGAAGGUUGGGGGAAGUACUGGACACAGCAUGGAGAAAGUUUGCUGUGGCAGAGCUGGCUGGAGAAACAUCCGGAAAGCUCAGAAUGUACGGCAGCGGUGCCCUGGGAUUCCCCUGACUCGAAAGAGGCUUGGGACCAGCAUGCGAGUGACACCUACCAGUAUUACUGGGAGCAGUUUCAGUACUGGGCAUCUCAGGGCUGGACAGUAGAUGAUUCUUACAGCACACAGACUGCCUUGCUGGAAUUUCAGCAUGAGGAAGGCGGGGACUGUGACAUCGCCCAGCAGUCUUUAACCCAGGACUCUGCCAAGGAACCCAGCGAUGGAGGGAAUCGUAACCGUCCGUCUGCACAGGGCGGAGAGUGCUCCGAAACAGGGGAUGUGAGAGGAAACUGUAGCUCAAACUGUUUGCCGAAUAACAGCGGCUGUCCGAGAAACAACCCUCCUCCUGAUGAAGAUGAGAGUGAUGAAGAUGACGAACCACCAGGACACAGACGGGCUAAAGUGAAAAGAAGCCAUGAGAUGGAUGUAGAGGAGACUCCUCAGCUGUCAGUGGAGGAGGUGUGGGACCGCCUGGGUUUAAAACGCCGCGCUGAACACACAUUCGAGAGUGUUUUAAAAAUGAAGAAAGGACACACAGAGUGGAGGACAGAAGAGAGGCGGAAGCCUCCGGAAAAGAAGAAAGCGGCCUGUAAAAUCAGCAAACACAUCUUCUUCACCGAGGAGGGAGAACCAACAGAGACAAACACGAGCAAAACACUGUGCAAAGUCCAGCAGUUUCUACAGAGGGCUCGAAAAGAAGCUGCUUCGGCAGAGAGAGCGACGUCUGUGUUUGACGUUGUGUCCUCCCACCACAGCCAACGCACAGAGAAUGCACAGAGCCAAUGCACAGAGAACCACAGCUCGCCGGAGAACCCGUGUCCUGUGGACAGAGAACCGUCGUCACAGCAGCACCAGGAGAACCGUCCACACACACGUGGCGGUACUGACAAAACAGAGCGUAGUGAACAUCUUCAGCCAUGUGAAAGGUCCAGUGAGAGUGACCCUCCCUUCCAGAGCAGGCCUGAAAGAGUACCAGAGCCAGAACCAGGGGAAGAGAGCCAGUCUGACCCCAGAGGAGAGCUCAUGGCCCUGGACGUUCCAGACUACCUGAUCCCUGAUCCUCUGGAGGACCAUGGAAAAGAGAAGGAAAAGACCUCGAAGAAGAAGAGGAGAAAGACGCGGAAGAGGAGGAGAGAUGUGGAAAUGCCCCCUGAGAUCGCAGCCGAACCAGAGCUGGCUAAGUACUGGGCCCAGCGGUACCGCCUGUUCUCCCGAUUUGACGAGGGGAUCCAGCUGGACCACGAGGGCUGGUUCUCUGUCACUCCGGAGAAAAUAGCGGAACACAUCGCUCUUAGGGUCCAGAGCGGUUUCCAGUCCGAUCUGAUCGUCGACGCUUUCUGUGGAGUGGGAGGCAAUGCCAUUCAGUUUGCCCUGACUGGGGCCAGAGUCAUAGCCAUUGAUAUCGACCCGGUUCGUCUGGCGCUGGCCCAGAACAACGCGCGGGUGUACGGGGUGACCCAGCUCAUUGAGUUUGUGUGUGGAGACUUUCUACAGCUGGCGCCGCUCCUUCAGGCCGACGCGGUCUUCCUCAGUCCCCCGUGGGGAGGACCGGAAUAUCUGAACGCUGACGUCUUUGACAUCAAAUCCAUGAUGAGCCCGGAUGGAUUUGAAAUUUUCAGGUUGUCCAAGAUGAUAUCUGAGAACAUUGUGUAUUUUCUCCCGCGAAAUGCAGACAUGGAGCAGAUUGCUUCACUCGCAGGACCUGGUGGGAAAGUGGAAGUGGAACAGAACUAUCUGAACAACAAACUGAAAACGAUAACUGCCUACUUCGGCAAUUUGAUCAAGUCCGAUUCUUAGUUUCAGUUGAAGAAACCUCAGUCGGACCAUGUCUUCUGUUGGAAAUGUUCGU
Chanos chanos (milkfish) is the source of this 2413-nucleotide messenger RNA. It is a transcript of the gene tgs1, whose product is annotated as trimethylguanosine synthase 1. Gene Ontology annotation, cellular component: nucleus. Gene Ontology annotation, biological process: 7-methylguanosine cap hypermethylation. Gene Ontology annotation, molecular function: RNA cap trimethylguanosine synthase activity. Lineage: Eukaryota; Metazoa; Chordata; Actinopteri; Gonorynchiformes; Chanidae. The transcript has 14 exons. The coding region runs from base 1 to 2361 and encodes 786 amino acids. The record is from RefSeq and is a predicted model, not a curated record.